Brugia pahangi is the source of this 2124-nucleotide messenger RNA. Lineage: Eukaryota; Metazoa; Nematoda; Chromadorea; Rhabditida; Onchocercidae. The record is from the annotation of a GenBank genome assembly.
AUGGCGGGAUACGGAUAUGAGAGGAUGAAAUUGAAAGAAUAUCUUGGAAUUGAGUGGAUAGAAGACGGUUUUGAUGAAACCGACCAACAUGACAACAAACCGAUACGACAUGCCAGUGAUCUGGACUGCACAUUUGAUGAUAUAAAGAAAUGUCAAUGGCGCAAUGUUAGAGAGAAAGAAGCACUCGAUUCCCUCGACUUUCAUUUAUUUGAAAAAAUUGAUUUUAAGGAAUUCCCUGUGUUACAAGUCCGGCCAGGACCAAGUCGACUGGCUCGAGGUGACAAACUUUUGUUUACUGGAGAUCGGAAACAAGAGGAACAAACUGCUGUCUUGAAGAGUUCACCAAUUCUUUGUCAAAACAGCACAGGAAUCCUUACUUUUACGUUCUGGUUGUACAAUGGUGCACGAGUGGAAGUGUUGUUAUUGAAACAAAAAAAAGAUCGGCUUGUUAUUUUGCCGGAAAAACCUUUUGUUGACUGUGGUAUAGUAUUGCUCAAUACUGAAUGUACAGCUGAAAUUCCGCCGCGUGAUGAAGAAUUCAGCAUUGGAAUCAAGGCAUAUAAUAUAGCAAAUCGUGAAGUUGAUCUGGGCGAGAAUUUUCGAGGUCGACCAUUCAUUACAUCCAGUAAAGGAAGUCUUGUUAAAGCUGCUCAUGAUCUAAAUUGCAACAAUUUUACUUCAAGAUGUCGGUGGCGCACGGUCGGUUAUGGAUUAGAGAUGUGGCAGAUAGCCGAUGAAUCACCGAGCAAUGAAUUAAUGUUUAAUGCAACGGGUGCUUUACCAGUACCAGAAGCACCCUUUUUAUUCAUGUACAUUGAACAGAAUCGUCACGGUCCUUUUAAUGUUUUACAAUCCGAUCCAAUUGAUUGCCAAAUAGAAAACACAUCUAAAUUUAGCUUCAGAUUCUGGACAACUCGUAAUGUGGCUUUGGAAAUUUGUGCUCGAGAUCGUUCAUUAAAUGCUGCAGAAUGUCAUUUGGUACCAAUGGCUUUAUCACCUGCUCUUGUUAGCAUAAAAAUCAACAAACUGUCGACAUUUUCUCUAACAGUUGAAGUGAAAAGUAUCAACAGUGAUUACGACAACUUUAUCGCAAUCGAUGACAUGAACUAUGAAGGGACAUUUUGUAGUGAAGCAGUAAAUGCUUGGGAUCUCGGUGGCAAUUUUUAUCCGACAUCCAUGCUUAACUGUAUGUGGGCAAAUCAUGAACAAGCAGAACCGGCAUGGCAGAUUGGUACCACGCCACUUAAUAAGCACAAAUUUAUUUCUCUUACUGGUAGUUCUGAAUUGCCAGAUGGUGAAUUUGCUAUUGUUCACUUGAAAUCUGGUCAAGCAUCAACGCUAAUCACUGAACCAAUCCGAUGCAUUUCCGGUCAAGCUACACUUACAUUUAGAUUCUGGCUUAGUGGUAACACACGUCUGGACGUUUGUUUGCUUGAAGAUAAGAUUUUGGAAGCGGUUGACUGCCAGCAAAUAGUCUUAAAACAACCAGGACCUGCGUUAGUUGAUUUACCGGGAAUGAAUCAUCCGGUACGGAUUGCUUUGAAAGCGGAAUCAUCUUCUCAAGGAAUGGCACUGAUUGAUGAUCUAGUAGUUAUGGGUGACAUAUGUCCAUCAGUAAUACGCCACCACGGUGUGCGUUUAUUUGGUUCUGGACUAGCCCAAAUACCUGAUCCAAAUGUUUGCCGACUUCUUUCUUGUAACUUCAUGGAAGGUCAAACAUGCUUAUACAGUUCAGGUCGAGUUGCUUUGUCUCAAAGUAAUUUCAAAGCACGAGAUGGCGCUGUUACUGCAUUUUUAUUUAAAAAAGGAAAAGUAGCAGUACUCGAAUCACCAACUUUCCGUCUAAAUGCUGCUGCGAGGAUUCAUUUCUUGUAUCGCAACGAUGCGAAUACAUCUGUGGUUUUUGUAUGUCAUGAUAGCAUUAGCCGAGAGUUGGAUAGCUGUUUCAAAGUUGGAGGAGACAGUGCAGGACAUGGUUGGCAUCAUGAUUUCAUGGAAGUACUACCUAGUGAUACAAAGUUUUAUAUGGUUGCAAAGCUAGCUGAUAAUUCUAGAAGUGCCCGUGUUUCCAUUACAAACAUUACUGUUACCGAUGUUGACAAUAAUAUUGCUUGUUCACUGUAG